Molecule: messenger RNA, 2040 nt
Organism: Kockovaella imperatae
Lineage: Eukaryota; Fungi; Basidiomycota; Tremellomycetes; Tremellales; Cuniculitremaceae
Product: armadillo-type protein
Exons: 10
Coding region: 1-2040 (679 amino acids)
Biological process (GO): ribosomal small subunit biogenesis
Cellular component (GO): nucleolus
Molecular function (GO): RNA binding; protein binding
Source: RefSeq, a predicted model, not a curated record
AUGGAUCUGGCGGAUACAAUUGGACCUGGCGGCAGCGGGCUGGUCGACGCUAGCCGGGCAAGUAGCGACGAUAUUAGCGAUGAAGCCUCUGUUCGCUCGGAAGGUGAAGGACUUUCGUUGGCGGACGAGGACGACGAGGAGGACGCCACGGAGGAUGACAACGAUGACGAGGAGGAGGAGGAAGCGGAGGAGAACGAUGAAGAGUCUGGGAGCGGCACAGAGGAAUCCUUCGAUGCUGAGGAUGUCGAGGAGCCCGAAGCUUCUUAUGUCUCGCAGGAUGCUGCAGCACUCGCAAGGAAAAGGUCCCAACAAGAUCAUAAGGAAUUGGCCCCGGUGCCCACUUACGUUCCGCCUCAUCUGCGUCAAGCAAAGCCUGUAGUGUCCGAGGAAAAGCUCAAACUGGAUCGCAAAGUUCAAGGUCUUCUCAACAAAUUGAGCGAGAUGAACAUGUCUGGUAUACUGAACGAGAUCGAAUCGCUAUACCGAGACCAUUCUCGGAAUAGCGUCACUACGUCGAUCACGGAUCUCACCAUUCAGAUGAUAUCCUCUCGUUCCAAUCUUCUAGACUCAUUUGUAGCCUUAUACGCUACCUUGGUUGGUGCAUUGCACCGAGUAAUUGGCUUGGAAUUUGGCGCCCAUUUCACCCACACCGUCAUCACUCGUUAUCAUGCCCUUGGUCAUUCGUCUCGUGACAUCGCUGCGCUUGCUCCGACAUUGUAUGAAACUCCUGAUGGCUCUAAAGAGAGUCUCAACCUUCUCACGUUGAUUUCGGAGCUCUACAACGCCGGAGUGGUGGGCGCAAUCCUCUUAUACGACAUCAUCCGAGACCUGUUGAACGCCGAAUCUGGAACGGCUCCGAUGACCGAAAUGGCAGUGGAAGGAUUGUUGAAGGUGAUGAAAUGUUCUGGAACUCAGCUUAGGAAGGAAGACCCUGCGAGCAUGAAAGAUAUCGUGGCUCUCAUCCAAGAUAAGGUCAAGGGAAGGGAAGCUGGAUUGACAAUCCGAGCACGAUUCAUGAUUGAUAUGCUCGUUGAUAUAAAGGACGGAAAGGCGAAAGCUAAAAAGGCCGCACAAGACAAUAAAGCAUCGUCAGAGAAGAUGUCCAACUUCCUCUCAUCUCUCGGUCGGAACAGACGGCUCCUCGCCAGCGGUCCUCUGCGAGUGUCUCUCCAAGACCUCCUAGCCGCAGACCAAAAAGGCAAAUGGUGGCUCGUCGGUGCUGCCUGGUCUGGCAAUCCUCUGAUUGAACGCGAGGCAGCAGUGGCGGAAGAAAAGGCCAAGAAGGGGCACAAGAAGUCGCUCGUACCUGAAGACGAGGCGAUCAUGGAGUUGGCGAGAAAGCAGGGUAUGAACACGGACAUAAGACGUACAGUAUUUCUUGUCAUUAUGACGAGCGAGGACUUCACACAUGCGUGUGACAGGUUGUCGGCCCUACGAUUCACUCCCGUCCAGCAAAGAGAAUUCGUCAGAGUGGCUCUCCACUGUUGCUCAGUGGAAUCUAAAUACAACCCCUAUUACACUUUGAUCCUGAAUCACCUCUGCUCUGAGUCAUAUGACCAUCGUUUUACGUUUCAGUACGCCCUGUGGGACUUCAUCCGGACAUUGCCAGAUUUAGGCAAAGACGAUACACACAAGGGUCGUAAUGUCGCGAGGUGUCUAGCCUACAUCAUUGCUCGGUCGCACGUGGACUUGACUGUUCUCAAGGGAAUUGAAUGGACCUCGCUCGACAAGCGUACCACUUCCUUCUUGACUGCCCUUGUCAUAAAGCUCGUUAUCGCCUCUCAGACAACGUCCCCCUUAGUCAAGCUGCCCAAGGCGUUCGACGAAUCGAAUUUCGAUCCACACCCCAUCGAAAAGCUUUUCGGCAAAGCUAUGAGCAACGUCGAGGUGACGCAGGGUCUCGCAGUACUCAUCAAGCGGGACAUGACGAAAGAGACUCUGCCGAAGAUUCUCGAGAGAGUCGAAGCGGAAGCCAUGGCUCGCACUGUGGCACUCCGAGGGCUCAAGGUCGCCAGAGAAACGCUGAAAGGGCAAGUAUGA